Gopherus flavomarginatus (Mexican gopher tortoise) is the source of this 2670-nucleotide messenger RNA. RefSeq names its product zinc finger protein 883-like. Gene Ontology annotation, biological process: regulation of transcription by RNA polymerase II. The record is from RefSeq and is a predicted model, not a curated record. Gene Ontology annotation, cellular component: nucleus. The coding region runs from base 815 to 2284 and encodes 489 amino acids. Gene Ontology annotation, molecular function: RNA polymerase II cis-regulatory region sequence-specific DNA binding; DNA-binding transcription activator activity, RNA polymerase II-specific. NCBI's taxonomy places the organism in Eukaryota, Metazoa, Chordata, Testudines, Testudinidae. The transcript is spliced from 4 exons.
CGGAUCAUCCCCUUCUCCUGCGGGCCAGGGCAGGGAAAUGGCUGGAGCGGAGCCAGCUCAGGCUCUCACCUACCCAGGAGCUAGGUUGCUUUUGUUAUCCACAUGAGGAAACUGAAGGACGGGGAUGUGAUGUAACUUUGCAGCUGUGUUGCCCCGUUCUGCUCUAACCACUAGGCAACACCCCUGAUUCCCAUAGUCUCUCUGCGCUGCUGUUCCCUGUAAUGCGGAUGGGAUGAGGGCCAUGGGUGUACGGAGUCGGAAGGGCCAGCAGGUCAAGACAAGGCUGGAUUUGAUCUCGCAGCAUCAGAAGCAUUCCCCACAGCUCUCUGAUCUGACUUUCCUUACAUUGCAAAAUGAUUGCCAGGACCUGCAACUGGAUGACCGGGGAUGGAUCACUUGAUAGUUGCCUUGUUCUGUUUAUUCCCUUUGAAGCAUUGGCACCAGUUGGGAGACAGGAGACUGGGCUAGAGGGACCAUUGGUCUGACCCAGGAUGGCCAUUCUUAUGUCCGGAGCAGCAAGGAAGAGGCAAAUCUAGGUGUGAUGACAGAGCAGGUGUGCGUGGAGCAGCCUGGAAUGAAGGACCAGUUUGGAUGCAAAUAUAACCUAGGGGGUUAUGGGAACUGUCAGGACAUAAUGUAUUGGGGAAUGGAGCAGACACACCAGUCUGGGUCCCCUGAGGCUGAACUGGUAGGAUUGUGGCUGAGGUAGAAAGUGCUGAGUGGCAAAUGCCUGUUGUUUCAGGGACCGGUGACCUUCAAGGAAGUGGCUUUGUAUUUCACUGACCCCAGUCAGAGAGCCCUCUACAGGGACGCCAUGCAGGAGCACUAUGCAAACAGGACCUCACAGGGAUCUCUGAUUCCCAAACCCAACGCUGUCUCCUGGCGGCAACAAGAGAAAGAACCAUGGGUCCCAGAUCUCCAAGGCUCUGGGGAAAGGGAGAACCCAAGAGGAGACUGCCCAGUGCAGGGAAUUGACUCCUGUCCAGAUCAUCCCACUUGCCUCGGGGAAAUAUUUAGGACCCGCAAAGACUCCCUGUUGCGCAAGGGGCCGCAUCCCAGGGAGAGACUGAACACGUGCAAAGACUGCGGGAAGAGCUUCCGUCAGCGGUCCAACCUCCUGGCGCAUCAGAGGACCCAUGGGGGAAAGAGACCCCACCCGUGUACCGACUGUGGCAAAACCUUUGGUGCCUUCUCCAACCUCCUGCGGCACCAGCGCGGGCACGCCGGUGAGAAGCCCUACAAAUGCCCUGACUGCGGGAAAGGCUUCGGGCACAGCUCGGCCUUAAUCACCCACCGGCGGAUCCACACUGGAGAGAAACCCUACGCCUGCGGGGACUGCGGGAAGCGCUUCAACGUAGUCUCCAACCUGGUGCGUCACCAGCGGAGCCACACGGGCGAGAAGCCCUACAAGUGCCCUGACUGCGGGCGGCGCUGCAGCCAGCGCUCCCACCUGGUCACCCACCGGCGGCUGCACACCGGUGAGCGUCCCUACGUCUGCCUGGAGUGCGGGAAGUGCUUCAACGUCAGCUCGGACCUCAUCAAGCACCGGCGCAUCCACACCGGGGAGCGGCCCUACGCCUGCAGUGACUGCGGGAAAUGCUUCAGCGGCAGCUCCAACCUGCUGACCCACCAGCGGCUGCACACGGGCGAGCGGCCCUACAAGUGCCCCGACUGCGGGAAAGGCUUCACUAUCAGCUCCAAGCUGAUUGCCCACCAGCGCACUCACACCGGUGAGCGGCCUUACAGCUGCGCUGACUGCGGGAAGGGCUUCAGUGACCGGCCCCACCUGGCCCGGCACCAGAGCGCCUCCCGGCGCGAAAAGCGCUACAAGUGCUCUGACUGCGGGAAGGGCUUCACCACUAGCUCCUAUCUUCUCACCCACCAGCGCAGCCACACCGGGGAGACCCCCUUCAUCUGCGGAGACUGCGGGAAGAGCUUCGCCGUGGUCUCCAACUUGGUGCGGCACCGACGCAUCCACACGGGGGAGAAGCCCUUCCGGUGCGGGGAGUGUGGGCGGCAGUACAGCCAGCGAGCCCACCUCACCACCCACCAGAGGGUGCACACUGGGGAGAGGCCCUACGUCUGUCUGGACUGUGGGAAAGGCUUCAACGUCAACUCCUCCCUCACCAAGCACCGCAGGACCCACACCGGAGAGAAACCGUACGUCUGCCCCGACUGCGGGAAACGCUUCAGCCAGAGCUCCAAUGUCAUCACCCACCGCAGGCUGCACCAUGGGGGGCACGGGGCCCUUGAUGCUGCAGCUAGGGCCAGCCAGCGGGAGUGAUCCCCUGCCAGCCUCUCUGGGCCAGGACAUGGCCGCAGCUGACCCUUGGGCUUUGUGAGAAAGAGUCUUUGCUGCCGCUGCUGCAGAUCCAGCUGUCUAGAGACCCUGAACCUUCUGCUGAUCUGAUGGGGAGGCUGGAGAGAGAAAAGCAAAACUCAUCCUCCCCUGGAGGAGGAGUGUGUGUAAGAACCCACUUCCAUCAGUGCUUCCAUCACCCUGGAGUGGAUGACUCCUCUGUUCCCCAUGGCACCUGCCUGCUCUGUGCCCUGAGGUUGGGGGAGCAGAGACCUCCCUUCUCUUCAGACACCUUUGCUUAGUUUCCUGGUUCCGUGCCAUGUCCGGGUCACUUCCUGUCCCAUGGGAAUAAAAAAGUUCCCUCCCUGAAA